UCCGUCAUUACUGAAAGCCCCUUUAGCACUCGAAUUAAGUUAUUCAGCUUCGACCCUUGGUUCGUAAACAGACAAACGUCCACAACUAAUUCCCUACACGAGUAAACUUCACGUCACAUCGUAUGUUUAAUCGGUACAAUUUGAAUAAUGGCGCAGACGUCAGCGGCAGUCGCGCGCGCCGCAAUGUUGUACAAACAAUCCGACAGUUUCCCAAACAUCCGAGAGGCUGUAAUUUCACUCUCGUAAACUAGACCUUACUUAUUAUAAAACGGGGUGACGGUGUGUUUUCAGUCGGUCAACGAAUUUUACCCCGAUUUUUGUGACUUAUAUUAAAUUUAGAAGCGCGGAUUUUAAUUUCCCGUUCAUAUUUAAAGAUAGGGAUUUUCGCUGGCUUUAAUUAACUUCAUAUAAUAAGCAGAUUUUUAAUGUGAUUUUAUUCUUACUUUAUUUUGUUUUUGUUUUGUAAAUUAAAUCAUACGUCGUUUUUAAGGGAGAUAGCCAAAUUUAGCCCGUAGAAUCACAGAUUUUCCGCCUUUUUUGCUCGAAUAAAGUUCCUAAGUUAGACUAAGUAUAUAAAAGUGAUGGGAGACUUCAGAGUGCGAGGGUUGUUCAACAUGUUGAUGACGAGUCUCACAGUGGGGGUGAUGGGCACAAGGCUGGGCACGUGCCCCGUCUACCCACAGCAGCCGAACUUCCAAAUACAGAAGAUGACAGGCACAUGGUACGAAGUAGAACGCUCUUUCUACCUGAUGGAGAUGACCGCUAGCUGCACCGAGCUUCAUGUGACGUUGAACGAACGAGGGUACUACCUCAUCGCCGUCACCACUGUCAACAGAUGGACAGGAUCGCCAGCCACAACCUACGGCGUGGGCAUCCCGAACCACAACGGCUCCUCCUCCUUCCGCUACAAGCUGAACAAUCGCAUGCCCUACAUCAUAGGACGAAUGCUACCAGGCGCGGGGCAAUACAGCAUACUGUUCACCGACUACGAUCACUUUGCCGUCGUGUGGUCCUGCACCUCCGUGUCCAUCAUGCACAACGAUCGGUUUUGGAUCUUGGGGCGGCGGCGCGAGCUAAGCGCGGAGCUGCGCGCCAACAUCUACGCGCUGUUGCAGGAGCUGCGGCUCGAUCCCGACCGCCUGCUGCUCUCCAAGAACAGCAACUGCGUCGACAGCCCCGACCAGAUAUUAAAGUAAUACUUCUAA
Molecule: messenger RNA, 1205 nt
Organism: Cydia splendana
Lineage: Eukaryota; Metazoa; Arthropoda; Insecta; Lepidoptera; Tortricidae
Product: apolipoprotein D-like
Exons: 4
Coding region: 582-1196 (204 amino acids)
Biological process (GO): lipid metabolic process; response to reactive oxygen species
Cellular component (GO): cytoplasm
Molecular function (GO): pigment binding
Source: RefSeq, a predicted model, not a curated record